CAGUUUCUUACCCACUGACACUGACAGACAAGGAAAUUAAACCACGAAAGAAACGUAAACGAUACGCAACGCAGAAAAACUAUUAAUUCUAAUACAAAAUGUUUGUUUUAAAUGAGUUUUUGGGUUUAUCUUUAGUGUGUUUAUUAUUCAUUUUGUCGUCAGUUUGUUCGGAGGAUGUGUGUGUAAAAAGGACUCCUUGUACGUGCGUUUUUCCCAAUGGCACCGGUGUGGAUCUUAGGCCAGUGGCUGGUUCUACUUUUUAUUCAGCCGUUUAUUACAUGGAGAAAAACAAAAAUACGCCACUUUCGGAGUAUUCAUUUUUCACCUACUACUUUCAUCCUUGCUCUGAUCUUCUUACCAACCGCACAAACUUGCCAGACGACACCUGUAACAUGCCUUUGUCCCUGUAUCGAGUCAAUUCUCUUAUGACAAAGGAUAAUGGCACCAAAGAUAAGUACACACUGAAAGAAACUGUUUGUAAUUACCUGGGAAAAUCUGAUAUGAUGCUCUUUAAAGAAGACGGAAGAUCUUUAAUCUAUGAAAAUCUUCCUUCUAACACCACAGUACAAUUAAGCUGUGCACAGGGAGGAGUUGAUCAACUCCAUGUGACUUCUAUUGAAGAUCCAGCUAAUAUUCAACUUACAUUUUUUUCAAGUCAUUCAUGUUUGACGCAAAUUGAAGAGCCGGGUCGUUCAUUUGGUUCCACACUGCUUAUAAUAUUCUUUUCAUUUGUCGUAUUCUACCUCGUUCUCGGAGUUUGUACAAAGAAAUUCCUAAUGGGAGCAACAGGAUUGGAAGUCAUACCUAAUUUAGGAUUUUGGACUGAACUACCUAAUCUAGUCAAAGAUGGGUGGGCGUUCGCAAUUAACGGCUUCAAGCUGCCCUCUCGAGGCGUUGGUCCCGCCGCCGUAUCCGACCCGAACAGCUACGACAGCAUAUAACAUAGUCCCGCCGACGACCUCCCGCCAGGUCAGUUGCUGCUGCUCGAAUAAUGUGUUGCCCACACUCACAUUAUAACGGUGAUAAUGGUGAAUCUUAACUAUAUGUGUCCACAUAUACUAUUGUAACACUCGUAAACAUACGGCCACGUUUGCUGUAAUGACACUCAUAAACACGCUGCACUUAUAUGUAAUGGUGAAUCUUGAUAUUUAUAAUGUAUCCCGUUCUCAUGUCAAGAAUUAGCGAUAGUUUGUCAAAUAUGUCGACUUAAAAAAAUUGCCCUUGUUUAGCAAUAUACGAGUAGGUAAUUGUCGUUGAAGUAAGAUACGGGCUGCCUGUCAUUUUUAUAAGUAUUUCCGAAAAUAAAUCUCAAAACUGUCACUUAUCACCUGUCCUUAGGGCAGUGACAUGUCGACUUGUUGAAAUAUAGUUCUGAUGUGAGCAAGUGAAUGUUUCACUCAUUGGCCUAGCUAGGGAUUUUUACAAGGCAGCUGCCCAUGUGAACAUUCAAUCUUUUAAACUGUAGUUUUUCAACACUCGAAUAUUUAGGUGGGCAGAGAUUUCAAGAGUGGGCAUUAAGCCCACCCUUGCUCCCCCCUAGCUACACUCAUGGUUUCACUUGGUCAAUAUAAAUGGAUAAUUCAUAUUCUCAACAUGAUAUAGAUGAUACUAUGAUGAUGAGAUGAUGAUGACAUAGAUGUACAUAACAUCUACAUGUAUCGGUAAUUUCGAAUUAUUCGAAAGUUAUUUCUGAUGUUUUGUAUGUGUGUAACGUAGACUUAUAUAACUAUUUAAAGAUAUAAUUGAAUUUAAUACAUUACUGAAUAUAUUAAUUAAAGUAAGAGUGUUGACGAGACACAUUAUGUAAUCAACCAAUACGAUGUGAGUGUUAACAACCUUUGGUGAUUGAGCGGCUUUGAACUGGUAGUGAUUAUAGACCUUAAGCCCUUUAUUAAUAAUCAAAGAAUGAACUUGAAUUAGUAAUACCAUGUUUUGUCUCUGUUCAUUAAAUGAAAAAUAUCACUUGAGUGAUAUGAACAAAACACGGAGUAACUAGUCUAAGCUAAUUCUUCGUUUAUUAAUAAGGGGCUAUAGUCUAUUCAGUUUGGCCUGAGACAAAAUGUAAACAAAGAAUCU
Messenger RNA from Chilo suppressalis (striped riceborer), 2076 nucleotides. Lineage: Eukaryota; Metazoa; Arthropoda; Insecta; Lepidoptera; Crambidae. The record is from the annotation of a GenBank genome assembly.